GGUUUUACAAGCCCAACGCGAACAGACGCUACACCUAUUAAAACUAUAAGAAAUAUUUUAUUGAAUUAAACACUUGAUCAAGUACUAAGAAAAGUUCUUAAACUAAUAAAUCUAUUUGGAAAAAAGAGAAUAAAAGAAGAUUUUCAAGAUGUUCUCCACGAAGAAAAGUUUGGAUAGGAUCCUACAGAUCUACAAGAAGGAGAUGCGUCGGCAAAUCAGCAAGACCACCAGUGUCACCAACUCUGAUGCCAUGGUGCCAAGGUUGGACCAAGCAUCCACCAAGUCACCGCAGAACGACGAAGCUGGUCCCAAGAAGCUUUUGAAACUGCAAAAAUAUCACAGAUACCUGUCGACCCUGACAACGCAGGAAAUGCCGAUGGCUACCCGAGGACUGGCCGUGUCGAAGGACCAGUCCCGGGAGUUCAUGGCUUGCUUCCCGGACAUCGUGAGGGACCUCACUGAGACUGGCAAGCACAUUGAUGUGCCAGAAGCCAGCAAGUGGUUGGCUAAGCUGUUACAAUACAACGUGCCGAACGGUAAAAAGAAUCGAGGUCUAGCGACAGUGCUGGCUUACAAAAUGCUGGAAAAGAAAGAAAACUUGACGCCUGAGAAUAUUCAUUUGGCUAAUAUGAUGGGCUGGUGCGUUGAAAUGUUCCACACUCACCAGUUACUGCAGAAUGACAUCGUAGAAGGUACGGAGAUGCGUCGCGGCGCCCCCUGCUGGUACAAGCACCCAGAAGUCGGUCUCACCGGCAUCAGCGAUGCAGCUCUAGUCCAAGCCGCCAUGUUCUCAACCCUCAAACGUCACUUCAACAACAAAUCGUACUACAGAACCGUCCUUGAAACAUUCAAUGAGAUGCUGUUGAAAUGCUCGAUCGGCCACUUCCUAGAAAACCAGAUGGCUAAGACGGAUAAGCCCGACCUUACCCUGUUCACAAUGGAGAAGUACGAAGCCAUCACGAAGUACAAGACUUCAUACCACACAUUCCAGAUGCCAGUCACACUGGCUCUGCUCAUGACAGGCGUAGAGGACCCCGAAACCCAUAGACAAGCCAAAACGAUCCUCCUUAAGAUGGGCGAAUUCUUCCAAAUUCAAGAUGACUUCUUAGAUUGCUUCGGAGAUCCAGCAGUCACAGGCAAGAACGGAACUGAUAUCCAAGACGGCAAAUGCACUUGGCUCGCAGUCGUCGCCUUGCAGAGGGCAACACCGAAACAGAGGCAAUUCAUGGAAGAGAACUAUGGCAGCUCAGACCCUGAAGCAGUCGCCAAGAUCAGGCACUUGUAUGAGGAACUGCAGCUGCCUCACACAUACUCUGUCUUCGAAGACGCUACUUACGAUCUCCUUAGGACUCAAAUCCAGCAGGUCACAAGAGGCCUGCCCCACGAACUGUUCUUCAAAAUCCUAGACAACAUUUUCAGGCGAAGUGUCUAAACAAGCAAUAAGAUCUUCGGUUAAGUUAGUGACUUAGGAAGGUGCAAAAACCUAGUAGAUGUAUAUUUGUGUAAGGUAUACUGAAGUCCUCGAUAAAAUUGACGCACAUUAUGAAGAAUAAAGUUAUCGGAAGUGCUGUCGAAUUUUAUGCAUGAGCGCUGGGUGUGGAUGCACUGUAUUUAAGAAUUUAUAUUAAAAGAUAAGGGCUAAGAUACUUGUGACCUGAGGGCCCUGCAAAAAGAGAUUCAGGUCGAGGAAGGGAAGAAGGCAUCGGGAGAACACGAGGAUAGUAGACGAUUAGAGUACCUAUCUGUAUUGUAACCCUAAACUUGUUAGAUUUAUAAACUUUUCUAUGCUAAGUCGUCUGGUAGUCUCCUAUAUUAUAAAAACUUUGAUAUACUUUUAUUUACAUCAUUAAUUAUACUAUACAAGAUGUUUUGAUAAGAUUUUAAACUGAGCCUAAUUAAGCAUGUACGUAUUUCUCUCGAUGAUGAUAUUAAAACGUUGAUUGCAAACUUUGAAA
Molecule: messenger RNA, 1955 nt
Organism: Helicoverpa zea (corn earworm)
Lineage: Eukaryota; Metazoa; Arthropoda; Insecta; Lepidoptera; Noctuidae
Gene: Fps
Product: farnesyl pyrophosphate synthase-like
Exons: 6
Coding region: 149-1432 (427 amino acids)
Biological process (GO): trans, trans-farnesyl diphosphate biosynthetic process
Cellular component (GO): cytoplasm
Molecular function (GO): dimethylallyltranstransferase activity; (2E,6E)-farnesyl diphosphate synthase activity
Source: RefSeq, a predicted model, not a curated record